Sinocyclocheilus rhinocerous is the source of this 2593-nucleotide messenger RNA. RefSeq names its product vesicle-fusing ATPase-like. Gene Ontology annotation, cellular component: Golgi stack. The transcript is spliced from 19 exons. The record is from RefSeq and is a predicted model, not a curated record. Gene Ontology annotation, molecular function: ATP binding; ATP hydrolysis activity. NCBI's taxonomy places the organism in Eukaryota, Metazoa, Chordata, Actinopteri, Cypriniformes, Cyprinidae. Gene Ontology annotation, biological process: SNARE complex disassembly; intra-Golgi vesicle-mediated transport; Golgi to plasma membrane protein transport. The coding region runs from base 103 to 2448 and encodes 781 amino acids.
UUCUGGUUUGAUGUUCGUUUCUUAGCUGAGAGCAGUCGCUGGGGCAGCGUCUAGUCGUGUCGUUCUUGCGGAAUUCAUCUUGAUCACCUGAUAAACGCAAAAAUGGCUGGCCGGCUAAUGCAAGCAGCGAGAUGCCCAACAGAUGAACUGUCUCUCACAAACUGUGUGGUUGCAAGUGAGAAGGACUUCAAAUCUGGGCAAAUUAUAUAUAUAUAUGUGUGUGUGUGUGUGUGUACUGUAUAUAUAUAUAUAUAUAUAUAUAUAUUGUUCACGGUGAAAACCCACCCUAGCGUGGUGCCGGGAACCAUUGCCUUCAGUCUACCUCAGAGGAAAUGGGCUGGACUCUCGCUAAACCAGGAUGUUGAAGUGAGUGUCUACAGCUUUGACCCAUCGAGACAGUAUGUGGGAACCAUGACGCUAGAGAUUGACUUCCUCCAGAAGAAGAGCGUAGACAGCAACCCUUAUGACUCUGAUAAAAUGGCCAUUGAAUUUAUCCAGUGUUUUACCGCACAGGCCUUUAGUGUGGGCCAGCAGUUUGUCUUCAGCUGCUUUGACAAGCUUUUUGCACUGGUCAUAAAAGAUAUCGAGGCCAUGGAUCCCAGUAUCCUUAGAGGCGAGCAAAGCUCUAGCAAAAAGCAGAAGAUUAAGAUUGGUCUGUUGCAUGGCAACUGUCAGGUGAUUUUUGAGAAAGCUGAGAGCUCAUCUAUCAAUUUGAUUGGAAAAGCAAAGACCAGAGGCUCUCGGCAGUCCAUCAUCAACCCAGACUGGAACUUUGAGCGCAUGGGCAUUGGAGGCCUAGACAAGGAGUUCUCAGACAUCUUCCGUCGGGCCUUCGCCUCGCGAGUCUUUCCUCCAGACAUAGUGGAGCAGAUGGGCUGUAAACACGUGAAGGGGAUCUUGUUGUUUGGGCCACCUGGCUGUGGUAAAACCCUGAUGGCGCGUCAGAUUGGUAAGAUCGUGAAUGCCAGAGAGCCGAAGGUGGUCAACGGGCCAGAGAUUCUGAACAAAUAUGUGGGCGAGUCAGAGGCCAACAUCAGAAAGCUGUUUGCUGAUGCCGAGGAGGAACAGAAGAGGUUGGGGGCCAACAGUGGACUGCACAUCAUCAUAUUUGACGAAAUCGAUGCCAUCUGUAAACAACGUGGCAGCAUGGCGGGCAGCACUGGGGUCCACGACACUGUAGUCAACCAGCUACUGUCUAAGAUCGAUGGUGUAGAGCAGCUCAAUAACAUCCUGGUCAUUGGAAUGACCAACAGGCCUGACCUGAUCGAUGAAGCCCUCUUGAGGCCGGGUAGACUGGAGGUCAAAAUGGAGAUUGGCUUGCCUGACGAGACGGGCCGUGUUCAGAUCCUGAAUAUCCACACGGCAAAAAUGAAGCAGUCAAACAUGCUGGCCAAAGAUGUUGACAUAAAGGAGCUGGCUGUUGAUACCAAGAACUACAGCGGAGCAGAGCUGGAAGGGCUUGUGCGAGCAGCCCAGUCGACUGCCAUGAACCGUCACAUCAAGGCCAGUACUAAGGUGGAGGUGGACACAGAGAAAGCUCAGAUGCUAGAAGUCAGCAGGAGUGAUUUCUUGGCCUCUCUGAAUAAUGACAUCAAGCCUGCUUUUGGCACUAAUCAGGAGGAUUACUCUAGUUACAUCAUGAAUGGUAUUGUGAAAUGGAGCAAUGCUGUGUCUGACAUACUGGGAGAUGGAGAACUUUUGGUGCAACAGACCAAGAACAGUGAACGCACACCGCUAGUAACUGUGCUUUUAGAGGGGCCUCCUCACAGUGGUAAGACGGCACUGGCGGCCAAGAUCGCAGAGGACUCCCAGUUCCCCUUCAUCAAGAUCUGUUCUCCAGACAAAAUGAUUGGCUAUUCAGAGACCGCCAAAUGUCAGGCCAUCAAAAAGAUCUUUGAGGAUGCCUACAAGUCCCAACUGAGCUGUGUGGUGGUGGACGAUAUAGAAAGACUUCUGGAUUUUGUUCCCAUUGGGCCACGGUUCUCUAACCUGGUGCUGCAGGCUCUGCUGGUGUUAUUGAAGAAACCUCCUCCUCGGGGUCGUAAGUUGCUGAUUCUUGGCACAACUAGCAGGAAGGAUGUUCUGCAGGAGAUGGGCAUGUUGGACUCUUUCAGCACUACAAUCCACAUCCCUAGCAUCUGUAGAGGGGAACAUCUCAUAGAGGCCCUGGAGCUUCUCGGGGGCUUCCAGGAAGAAGAGCGAGCAAUUAUUGCAAAAAAGGUGAAAGGACAAGCCGUGUGGCUCGGCAUUAAGAAGCUGCAGAUGCUCAUUGAGAUGUCACUGCAGGUGAGACGCAGAAAGACCUUUUCACCCUGCGGGUUGUCUAGACGACUCCCUGAGUCACAGCUUUUCCUGCGAAAUCAUCUGCGGUUUGAGUCAAUGUCAAAUUUAAUUACUUUAUGGCAUCAUAAUGAAAACAAGCCCCUCCAGAUGCGCCUUCUCUCUUGACACACAAACACACACACAAGUAAACAGAACUCCAUAUUCCUCAUCUGCAUGCAAUUUGGUGUAUAUGGACUGCUUCUGGAGUUGAUUGAAGCCUUUCACUUUCCUGCCAAAACAGACUGUUCUCAGAAAUCCUGCAAUAAUGUUA